UGUCUUGGUGAUGGAAUCUGAGUAGCAAUUGAUUGCAGUUGCUGUCCACAGCCGUGCACAUCAGCUACGACCUGCGAGACAAGUUUGUUGCAGAAGAAGCAUCGCCAAGCGUCUGAAUUGAUAUAAUUUGACAGGCUGAGGUCGAUGGCACCGGCUGAAUUGUUCUCCUUUUUUGGUACCAAUAAUAAUACAGCACCGCGGCUGUUGUUGGUGGCUCAUGUCUCUGCUCGGUCGCAAAAUAUCGCUCGCAUGGAUCUAUCUAGGCUCAUCGCCGUGGCCGUGCUCCUCGGCGCCUUGCGCCCGCUCCUGAGCCACUGCGCCGGCGACGUCGAGGGCCUACACCCGCUCGUGCUGGUGCCAGGGUACGGGUCCAACCUGCUCGAGGCGCGGCUGACGGCGGCGUACGAGCCGCCGGCGCCCGGCUGCGGUAAGGGGAAUGGGUGGUUCCGGCUGUGGCCGAUCAACCAGACGGCGAUGCAGGACCCCCGCCAGGUCCCGUGCUUCGUGGACCAGAUGAGCCUCGUCUACGACGCCGUCGCCGACGACUACGGCAACGUCGCCGGCGUCGUGACCCGGGUCCCGCUCUUCGGCUCCACGCGCGGCUUAAUUGGGUGGGACCCCCUGCUGCGGGAGCUGGAGGCCGCGGGCUACCGCGACGGCGAGAGCCUCUUCGCCGUGCCGUACGACUUCCGCUACUCCGUCGCGCCGCGCGGCCACCCGUCCGCGGAGGGCGCCUGCAACUUCGACGAGUUCACGCGGCUCGUCGAAAGGGCGAGCUCGCUCAGCCAGGGACGGCCGGUCGUCGUCGCCGCGCACAGCUUCGGCUGCGCGCUCACCUACCAGUUCCUCCUCGGCCGCCCGCUCGCCUGGCGCCGGCGCUUCGUGAAGCGCGUCGUCCUCGUCGCCUCCGCGCUCGGCGGCUUCUCGGAGGGGAUGAACGACCUGGCCGCCGGCACGGACUACGGCCUGCCGAACGUCGCGCGGCCGGCGAGGGUCCGGCUGGCGCGGAGCCAGCAGAGCGCGCUCUGGCGCCUGCCCACGCCGGCGGUGUUCGGGGACCGGCCGCUGGUGGUGACCAAGAACGCGACGUACACGGCACACAACAUUGCGGAGUUCUUCGAGGCCGUCGGCUUCCCGGAAGGGGUCCGGCCGUACGUGACGCUGGUGCUGCCAGCAUGGGAGGCGCUGCCGGCGCCGAUGGUGCCGGUGACCAGCAUCAUCGGGGUCGGCGUCAGCACGCCGGAGACGUUCGUGUACGGGGAAGACGGGUUCGCGGGGACCCCGGAGGUGGUGUACGGCGACGGCGAUGGCGACAUAAACAUGGUGAGUCUGGUGGCCAUCGAGAAGGAGUGGUCUGGGGUGGAAGGCCAGGUUCUGACGGUGGUCAGGUUGCCCGGCGUUCGUCACGAUGGCUUCUUCAGCGUUGGUUUCGCUCUGGAAAAAGUGGUUGCUGAAAUACUGGAGGCUGCUGGAACUAUAGAACUCCAUCCGAAGAUUGGCCGAGUGCAGAUCGAUGCAGGUCCCGUCUGGAAGGAAGAUAGAUGUAGAGUGCACGAAGGCCUUUAUAAUGCUUCGAGUAAUGCGUUUUUGGAGGUGCUCUGAGUUUGAGUAAUGUUAAUAGUGAUGAAAAGUAAGAGAUUUUGAAAA
Messenger RNA from Triticum urartu, 1647 nucleotides. Its product is annotated as lecithin-cholesterol acyltransferase-like 1. The record is from RefSeq and is a predicted model, not a curated record. NCBI's taxonomy places the organism in Eukaryota, Viridiplantae, Streptophyta, Magnoliopsida, Poales, Poaceae. Gene Ontology annotation, biological process: lipid metabolic process.